Sorghum bicolor (sorghum) is the source of this 746-nucleotide messenger RNA. RefSeq lists its product as uncharacterized. The record is from RefSeq and is a predicted model, not a curated record. Bases 65 to 391 code for a protein of 108 amino acids. The transcript is spliced from 3 exons. NCBI's taxonomy places the organism in Eukaryota, Viridiplantae, Streptophyta, Magnoliopsida, Poales, Poaceae.
CCCGACCCCUUCCUUCGCCGGUGCAGAACCGCACGCGCAGAGCGAGCGCGGGAACGGGAGAGACAUGGCCCACUCGCCGUCGGGAUCGCGCGCGGCGGCGCCGUCGACCGGGGACGAGGCCUUCACCGACGCGGCAGCGGAUGGUGGCUGCGACUCCAACCUCUCCGCGCUCCUCUUCGACGUGUCGCAGCAGGUGCAGGGCGGUCUCCAGAGCAUGCUCAAGAUGAGCAGCGAGAUCGUGCGGUGUGACGGCGAGAUCGAUGCGGAGGUGGAGCGCGCGAGGGAUGCCAUGGCGGAGAAAGGCCGGGCGCUGCACGACGAGCGGGAGAGGGUCCAGAAGGCUGCCCUCGCCGCGCUCGACAUCCUCAGCGGUGGCCGUGGUGCCAUCUGAUGGGAUGCCGCUGCACACCGCCACCGACGGCAUUGCCCCCACGUCAGAUCACCCACCCCCAUCUGUGAAUGUCCUGUUGCAGUAACUAGUUGCUGCGGUGCGCCCCGGUACGUGUAGCGGUAUGCUUUGGAACAUGUGAAAACGAAGUUUAUUUCUAGAGAUGAUAAAACAGAUAUCUAAGAAGACUAUACGUAGGCAAUGUACAUUUUGAUGGUUAAGUCUUGAUACUGCAUAUAUUACAUAGGGGUGGGUUUACAUACAUAGUAUCAAUAUUUUGCGUUGGGAAAUGGACAUUGAUUUUAUACACGAUGUCCUGUUUGUUGGAGGCUAAAUGAAGAUGAUGGGUAUUGUUUUC